Molecule: messenger RNA, 1285 nt
Organism: Anopheles coustani
Lineage: Eukaryota; Metazoa; Arthropoda; Insecta; Diptera; Culicidae
Gene: Tcs4
Product: probable tRNA N6-adenosine threonylcarbamoyltransferase, mitochondrial
Exons: 5
Coding region: 1-1275 (424 amino acids)
Biological process (GO): tRNA threonylcarbamoyladenosine modification
Cellular component (GO): mitochondrion
Source: RefSeq, a predicted model, not a curated record
AUGAUCCUCACGCAGUGCAAAGUUUUCUGGAAAGUAGUGAAAUUAGUUAAAAAUGGAACUCUUUUUAGGAGCAGGCAUUUAUCUACAAAUUCUCCAAUUGUGCUGGGCAUUGAAACGAGCUGUGAUGAUACCGGAGCCGCCUUGCUAACAGGAGAUGGGAAAGUUCUCGGAGAGUACAUCCAUUCCCAACAAAAUAGUCAUCUAAGAUUUGGAGGGAUAAUUCCCCCCGUGGCUCAGGACAUUCAUCGAGCGAAUAUAGAAAAUGUUGUGCAAAAAACAUUUGAACUUGCCAAAUUAACACCAAAAGACAUAGAUGCAGUGGCUGUUACUAAUCGACCAGGGCUUCCACUGAGUCUAAUUGUAGGCAUGCGGUAUGCCAAACAUAUCGCCAGAACCUAUAACAAACCUCUAAUCCCAAUUCAUCAUAUGCAAGCCCAUGCAUUAAUGGCCAGGAUGACCGCCACUAUCCCGUUUCCUUUCCUCUGUCUCCUCGUAAGUGGUGGCCACUCUUUGCUGGUAUUCGUAGAGGGAACAGCACGUUUCCGACUGCUCGGUGAAACACUCGAUGAUGCACCCGGUGAAGCUUUGGAUAAGAUUGCUCGUCGUUUAAAAUUGCGAAAUAUCGCAGAAUACGCACAAAUGUCGGGUGGACAAGCCAUUGAAGUCGCUGCCCGAACUGCCUCCAGCGAUACUGCUGCGUACGAUUUUCCACUACCUCUAGCCAAGUACCGCGACUGUCAGUUUAGUUUCGCUGGUCUUAAAAAUACUGCAACAAGACACAUCCUUGAACAGGAAUCAAAACAUAAUCUUGCGCCUGAUGCAUUGUUGCCGGAUUAUGAAUCGUUCUGUGCCUGUUUCUUAAAAGGAGUAACACGACACAUGCUCCACCGAACACAGCGCGCUAUAGAGUACUGCGAACGUUUUAAACUAUAUAACAGUGAAUCACAAUCGCGAAGUCUCGUGAUAUCCGGAGGAGUUGCCUGUAACGACGUUAUCUUCGGUGCACUCAGUUCGAUGGCGAGCCAUUUCGGAUAUAGCGCCUAUCGUCCACCAAAGAAUCUUUGCACGGAUAAUGGUACUAUGAUCGCGUGGAAUGGUGUAGAAAAACUCUUGGCAAACGAUACGGUGGACAUGACAAGAGAUUACGGAACCGUCGACAUUAGCGGCAAGUGUCCGAUAGGUGAGAGUCUGAUAGAUGAUGUUAAAGCAGCCAACAUUGCUUGUAAGUGGGCAAAGGUAGACAUACUCCCUAACAAUAAUGUUACUCGACAAUAGAGUAAUUAUA